AUGGACUUGAAAGAUUCUCAUGAAUUUGAUAAGGUUCCUUCUCAUAUGCUUAUUGAAGCCACUGGUGAUUCUGAAGAUGAGUUUGGUUAUGAAAUUGGAAGUGCUGAUUAUGAUGAUGAUGAUGCUGAAUCUUGUUGCCAUGAUAAUGCUGCUGAGUUCAAGGUAUGUGAGUCUUUGAAUGAAGAUGAAGAUGAAGAAGUGAAAAAAAGUGAUGUUUAUGGUACUUCAUAUUGUGAAGAUUAUGAUAUACAAGAAAAGAACAAUUACAAGUCUUAUGUGUCUGAUGAUUCUUCUGAUCAAGAGUUUUUAGAUGAGAUGGAAAAGAACAGGCUUUUCUGGGAAGCUUGUUUGGCGUCUUGA
This is a messenger RNA of Vicia faba (fava bean), 360 nucleotides long. NCBI's taxonomy places the organism in Eukaryota, Viridiplantae, Streptophyta, Magnoliopsida, Fabales, Fabaceae. The record is from the annotation of a GenBank genome assembly.